UAGCAUUGCAGCUAAGUGGCGGCGGGCAGCGAGCGGGCUCGGCGACGUCGCUCGGUGAAAGGCGAUGCGCUUGACCGUCGGCGGCAGCGUCGGCCGCCGGAGAGGACGCAAGGGCGCCGUGCGUCUUGCCGAAAUUAUUCGGGGCUCGCUGCACAAUCGAUUUUUCCCGCCCGAUGCGGAAAAUUCUUCGGGGCGGGGCGGGUGUAGUGCGACGGGAGGAGGGGGCCGAGCGAGGGGGGCAUAGCGCCAGGGGGGCAGGCGGAGUGCAGCGGGGCGGUGCAACGCGCGCCGCCGUCCCGGCCGACGGGCAGACAGUAGGACGGCGACGCCACUGAGAGUCGGUGACCACGGCGCGAGGAGCGCGCUCGCCGCACAGUGACAUGUAGCGCGGCCGCCGCGCCGCAGCCCCGCGACCACUCCGCCGGUGGCGGCGCGCCGAUGCGCCUGCCGCCCGGCUUCACGCCGACGCCGACGCCCGCGCCGCGACACCUUCCCGCGAUCCGCAACUAAUCCUCAUCAGUGUCACUUUCACUGUUACACCUGAAGCGAGCCCUUCAGCCCGUCUGUAUUGACGACAGUCGUCGGAUGGAACCCGGAGUGCGCCGAUUCGCAUCAAGGUUAGACGAAUAUUUGAAUGUGAGUGUUAGUGCGCCGCCCGCCGACGAUCCAGCGCGCCCUAGCGCACCCCUGUACUUCAGCUGUACGCGCACACUACAGUAACACAUAGCGGCGGGAGCUAGCUCAGACAUGGGAAGUGAGCACUAUUGCCUAAGGUGGAACAAUCAUCAGAGCAACCUGCUGGGAGUAUUCAGCCAGUUGCUGCACGACGAGAGCCUGGUCGACGUCACGCUUGCCUGCUCCGAGGGUGCAUCCAUUAGGGCUCAUAAGGUAGUGCUGUCUGCGUGUUCAUCGUACUUCCGAUCUCUGUUUGUUGAUCAUCCGUCGCGUCAUCCCAUCGUGAUCCUCAAGGACGUGGGGUUGGAGGAGCUGAGGACCCUCGUCGACUUCAUGUACAAGGGCGAGGUCAACGUCCAGUACUGUCAACUGCCUGCUCUCCUUAAAACUGCCGAGAGCCUUCAGGUGAAAGGUCUUGCUGAGAUGACUACCCUAAGCGCAGCCGGCAUUGAAACAAGAAAAGUUCAAGAACCAAUGGAAGAGUGCCAACCACAAGAAACGAGGGAAAGUUCAGAAUCACACGAGAAGGCAGACGGCAGAGAUCAUAGGGAAAAAGAAGAACGACGGGAACUGAAAGACUCACGGGAAGUCCGUGAGAGAGAAAACAAAGAAACCCGUGACGUCAGAGAAACUCACGCCAGAGAAAGUCACUCAAGAGAUUCUCGAGAGUCGAGAGAAUCAAGAGAACACAGAGAUAGAGAACAAAGAGAACCUCGUGAUCUAAGGGAAUCGCGAGAUAUUAGAGAAACAAGAGACCCUCGUGACUUGAGGGAUCCCCGCGAACUGCGGGAACACAGAGAAUCCAGAGAAUCUAGAGACAUUUCACGAGAUUUGAGGGAGGUUCGGGAUCCAAGGGACUUACGGGAAUCUCGAGAAACCCGUGAUCAUAGAGAAAUGCCUGAGGCGUCGCCUCCGAGGAUAUCGCCGUUACUGUCAGUGCGGCGAUUUAGGUCAGACAUCACGGGCGAGACCCCAACCUUGUCACACCCUCCUAUCCCAAAAGAUGAACCUCCUGAUGAGCCCAUGCGAUCGUCUUCACCAGAAGAUGACACGGUGUCGAUUAGAUCAAAUGGAGCACAAAAUGAAAAUAUCGGACUAAACAUGACUAUAAACAGUCAUAGCAGUAGCAGUGUGCUGGGCGCCCACUAUUCGCCAGUGGAGCAGCGGUUAAGUGUUCUGAACACUAUAUCUCAUCCUGGAUUGACACACCCUUCACAUGCAUCAUUGCCAAGCCCCAGGAGUGAACCUAUAGCAGGGCCCUCAGGAUUGCCUCCUGUGCAACAAGUACCCUUGUCAUUAAAGAAAGAAAUUGACUGGGAUAGGAGCAAUGAGGAUAAAGUUGGUGGCGAAACAUCAUCAGAGUACCGAAUGCAGCAUGAAUCUAUGUGCCUGGACAUGUCGUGCGUGUCCCCCAGUAUACCGAGCCCGAUCCCGGCGCGCAGCCCGACAGCGCUGCCGCUGUGGUCGCCCCUGCUGGCCCUGCAGGCGUGUCGGCUGCGGCGCUACCUCAGUGACGACUGCAUGAUGUACCACAACCGGCACCUUCUGCACUCAGAGCGGCGCCGCUGCGGCGUGUGCCUGGCCUCGUUCCCCUCAGCCUGGCUGCUCGAGCGACACGCAGCCCUUCAGCACGCCUCCCAAGCGCCCUGCGACGACAAACCCUUCGUCUGCGAGCAGUGUGGCCAGAGCUACAGGUACCGUUCUGCCUAUGUCAAACACCGCGAACAAAACCAUCGGGCUCGGCUCCCUGCCGACAAACUGUUCACUUGCGAUGUUUGCGGCAUGCAGUUCCGCUAUCUAAAAUCCUUUAAGAAGCACCGACUUAACCAUACCUUGGAGAGACUGCACACGAAAAACACUGAUGCACCAGAAGGCGCCGAUCAAGUCUCCAGCACUAAUGAGGCUCUGAUUGGCCAGUGCGGUGAAAUGGAUCUCUCCAUGAAGAAAAAGAAUAGAAGUGAUGCUACUAAAUCACCUGCCAAUGAUGUAGUCCGGGAUGCUGAACAAGACAGCACCGUUGACUCAAACGGCCCGACAGAUUCUGUGGUGACUGUGGAUGAUUCAACAGAAUGCCGCACGUCAGGCGCUGAAAGCGAAAGCAAACGAGACGAUGACACUGCAUCAGAAGAGAAAAGGCGAAUUCCUGUGUCUUUUGCCAGCAUAAGCUCGAUGGCAGAUAGUUCUGAGAACGAGUCUCGAGCUGACAGUAGCAAACACGAGAGCUCAAGCUCCCACUCAGGGAUCCUGAGUUUCAUGCAAACUGAUGACCGACAGAGAGAUAGGGAGAGGAGGUUCGCUUGCCCAUUCUGCGGGAAAUGCGUGAGGUCUAAAGAGAACCUAAAGCUGCACGUGAGGAAGCACACGGGCGAGCGUCCGUUCGUGUGCCUGUUCUGCGGGCGCGCGUUCGGUGGUAAGAGCGACCUGACGCGGCACCUGCGCAUCCACACGGGCGAGCGGCCCUACCACUGCGAGGCGUGCGGCAAGUGCUUCGCGCGCGCCGACUACCUCUCCAAGCACCUUACCACACACGUACACAACACACGCUGAUCUACGAACGCGCCGUCCUUUUCUCGAUCUUCGCAUACCUCUGGCACAAUAUAACUCAACUCCAUACGGUUUGCCAUCAACUACAGAGUGAUCGUGCCGGGUUUGCGGGAUGAAAUGGUCGGGGCUGAUGUCUCAUCCUGACUUGCUCGGAUCACAUUUAGGCUGGCGCGUUCUGGUUUCGUACGAAGUUGCGACUAUUUGAUAUUGAGAAUUAUUUUAAUUUAUUAUUAUUGGCGUCGUGCGCUGCCCCUGCGCAUAUUCCAGGGGCCGGCACUAGCCCGCGCGAUUGACUGCUGUAUGGAGUCGGUGGUUAUAUUGUGCCCCUAUAGUUAAUGACCGAGUCAUAUUAUAACAGUAAAUGGGAAUAUUUUUUAAAAACGUUUUUAAACUUUACAACAUUAUUGAUAAGCAGGUUUAAUUAGAAUUUUACAGGACUAUUUUUCGUUUUGGAGUGGUUUAUGUAUAUUUAUGACAUAAUUUUCAAAAUAACUCUGAGAAUAAAUAGUGAAUGGUAACUAUUUGCGUUUACCGCGAAGCAAUAAUAAUUGUAACGGCUUAUUAGUUUAUGCUGCAAAUAUAUUUUGUGUUAAACACAUGGCUUGGACAAACUGCUUGCUACUUGAUUGGUCAGUUCAGGGCAAUAUUAGUUGUUUAUAGUUUUGUGCACAUUGAAUCAAUAACGUAAGAGAUUUGCAUUAUAAAUGCGUCCGUUUGCUUGUCUCUCAUCGAGUCGUCCCAUGGUUGGCAUUCGUUUUGUGUAACUUAGUUAUGCGAUGCAGCGCAUUUGUUUUAAGAUGAGGGACCAGGCAGUUCCCGCUUGCAUGGAUACACAAGCAUUUGAACACCCCUAUGUUUGUUAAGCUACCGACAGUGUCAGUCCCCACCAACCAGUUGUCACUCACUCGGAACAAGGGCAUGCAACAACUUGACACAUUAUCUCUCCUUUGAAUAGGCUUAAAUAUAGUUUCUUUUGCCAUAUUUUUGUAUGCCUACGUAUGAUAAGAUUUUAAACUCAUUCCAUUAAAGAGGAACUAGAAAAUUGGUAGUCGUGACGAUAGGUUAUUAGGAGAAUGCAAAAACUGUGAUUCGUACGAUUAAGACCAGUCAAACAAGUUUUAGAACAUCGAAAAAUGUUUUAUGUAAUUUAAAAAUAACGUUAUCUAACAAUUAAUAUACCUACGUAUUAAUUAAAUAUAGUUUUAAGAAAUCUCUCUGUGCCAAAAUAUGUACCUCAUAAAAAUAAACACUGAAGUAGAUAAAUUAAUUGUCAAUAAUUGUUUGUACACAUUUUGUUUUAGAUUUGAUGUUACAGUACAGAAUACCACUGCGAUAGUCGAUUACAUGAUAUAUAGUAAUAAGGUUCAAUUUGCAUUGGCAUAGAAUGAAAUGGACGCUUAUGCAUAAGAAAUUGUACAAGGUAUAUUGAGCUUUGUAGCAACUGUUUAACACAAUAUUCCACCGAUUGUGCGCGAGAUUAGUGAGAGCUCUCUUAAAUAUCUUUGGCUCAAACCUCUUUAUGACCUUAUUGUAUUGACAUAAGGCUCAUUAUCCUAUGUACACUUUCGUUGAAGUUAAACUUUCAUUCUGUAUUGCAGCAGUGUAAAUUGAAUCUAAUAGACAAACUGAUUGCUCAGUCAGCUGCAGAACUCUAAGAGCCUAAAGGUUAGAUUAUAAUGUCUAUGGAUUUUAUACAGUUGAUAAUAUUCGCCCGCAGCCAAGAAACGUCCUUACUUAAAGAAAAAGAAUUACAAUAUAUUUAUAUCGAUAUUUUAUGACUUCUAAGAGUUGAUUAAUAAUUAUUCACAGGAAUAUUUAUACAAGAAAAUUAUUUUACGUGUAAAGUAAUUUUAUCUAUAUUUUAAUAAUUGAUUCAUACACAUUCAAUAUGAAUUUUAACUGCCUGCAUUGUGAUAUUUUCUACACAGUACAUCCAUGAGUUUUAAAGAGUUUCCUCCUUCAUAUAUUGAAAUAAGUAUCUAUAAUAUUUUAAAUACAGUGCUCCAAAAGGGGUUUGUUUUUUAAGUAAAACUGAAUGUCAAAUUGAAUAUCGAUAAACCACAAUCGAUUAAAUAAACAUCGAUAUUAUUAACACACUACACAUUGAGCG
This is a messenger RNA of Spodoptera exigua (beet armyworm), 5329 nucleotides long. Lineage: Eukaryota; Metazoa; Arthropoda; Insecta; Lepidoptera; Noctuidae. The record is from the annotation of a GenBank genome assembly.